UAUCUGAAUCAACUGGAAGUGAACUACGAUCCGACCUGGCUCUGCUUGCUUCGAUUCAAGGAAUGGUUGGUCGAUCGAUUACAUCUGUAUCAACGACUCUAUCGGCAAGCGAUUGGCUCGAUCACAUCCGGUACGACUUCACCAUCCGCUGUGCAAGCCCCAACGGGUUCCGUGCCCAACGAACGCUCCAUGCUUAGCCCCGAUGAGAAUGCCACAUUGGGAUUAGACGAAAGUGAGCAUUCUGUUUACUAG
This is a messenger RNA of Echinostoma caproni, 252 nucleotides long. The record is from the annotation of a GenBank genome assembly. Lineage: Eukaryota; Metazoa; Platyhelminthes; Trematoda; Plagiorchiida; Echinostomatidae.